AUGGAUCAAUAUAAGAAAUAUAGUAAUGGACAAUUACUUAAAGAUAGAUAUUUAAAGGUUGCAGAUUUAAGUGAAGGAUCCUAUGGAUUGGUAUCUGUAGCCAAAGAUACUAAAUUAAACACUUUAGUGGCUGUUAAGUAUAUUUAUCCCUUGGAUUAUAAGAAAGACAGCUCAAGACCUUCUUCUUCACCAGCUAAAAUGCGUCAUGAUGAGAAGAAAGAAGAUAAAGGAAGACAAAAUACCCAUGACAUCUUGAAAUCUUUGUAUGAAGAAGCUGCUAAAGAGAUAUCUAUUCAUAAAAUCUUGGGAUCUCACCAAAAUGUAAGUGCUUUACACGAUCAUUUUGAUUCUUAUUUGAUUUUACAAUAUUGUAGUCGAGGUGAUCUUUAUGAAGCUAUUCAAAAUGGUCAAGGUCCUACAACUCCUAAAGAUAUCAAAGAUGUAUUUUAUCAAAUUUUAGAUGCAAUAGAAUAUUGUCAUUCUAAAGGUGUCUAUCAUCGAGAUUUGAAACCGGAAAACAUUUUAAUUGGUGAUGAUUGGACAAUUAAAUUAUGUGAUUGGGGUUUAGCUACUACCAAUUUGAUAAUCACUGAUAGAAGUGAAUUUGAUGUUGGUUCAGAAAGAUAUAUGGCACCAGAAUUAUUUGAUACUAAUUUGAAACAAUAUGAUGCUUCUAGAAUUGAUAUUUGGUCAAUUGGUAUCAUUUUAUUGACAAUAAUUUUCCAUAAGAAUCCUUUUGAAGUAGCUAAUUAUUCUGAUAAACGGUUUGUUCAAUUUGCAACCAAUAGGGAAUCUUUAUUUGAUAUUUUUUCAACCAUGACAGGAGAUUUAUUCUCAGUUUUAAGAUAUUGUCUUAAUAUUGAUCCCAAUAAUAGAGAGUUAUCUUUUGUUAGAAAUGAAUUAGACAUUUUGAAUUAUUUCACUAUUGAUGAUGAAGACUGGGUUAGCGAUGAGUAUUCUGAUACUGACGAUGAGGUUUAUGAUCAUCAUGAUGAACUUCAUACUCCGAUAGUUGAAAUUGAAGAUGUUGAUAAUGAUGCUGAUAAUGAAAAUAGCGAAAGUCCCGAUAAUGAAAAUACUGAUGAACUCGAUGAUGAAGAAGGAGAUUCGACAUUCUAUAUGGAUGAAGAUGCUGAUAGGUCUAAUUCUACUUUGAAUAAAGACAAAAUCUUAGAGCCUCCUAAAGAAUUGACAUCACCGAUUUUCAAUGAAAGGGCUGAAGCUUUAUUAUCGAACUCCACCACUUUGAAACCUAUUCCUAUUAGCAAUGGAACUAAUAACUAUAGAUCUAAAUUUUUCAGAAAUAGUAGGAAACCCAUCAGUGUGGCAUCUUAUAAUAGUUAUCAAAAACCUACUCAAAAUCAUUCUUAUCAAUCUCAUAAGAAUAACAAAUUCAAUAGAGAGGAUUUUUUCACUCCGAAAUCAGUAUUUAAUCAUUAUAUGACAAAAUAUAGUGAUAAGAAUGAAAGACCAAGAAAGAAUAAUAAUAAAACAAAUGAUUGGAAAAAAAAUAAUAACCAGCCAAAAACAUGGAAAAAAAAUUAUAGAAACACCCGUCAUAAGAAGAAGAACGGAAAUCAAACUGAUAGAAUUUAUCACAAGAAGAAUGAAUUUUCCAAUUUCAAUACACCUAUACAACCAAGAAGGAAACUGAAUUCAUUCUCGAUGUCGAAAUCUAAGAAUAGGAAUCAAUUAGGUACAUCAUAUCAAUCUAAUAAUUCCGUUUCAAAUUCUUUGGGUCAUAGUGUUUCUAGCAAUGGGAAAUAUGUCCCCCCAUUUAUGAGAUCACCUCAUUAUACGAAAUCGCCAAAUGUAACACCUUUACAUGAAGCAAUGGAUAAUUUACACUUAAAUGAUUACGAAGUAUUCCAAUUGGAAGACGAUGAUUUUUCUUUGGAUAAUCCUUUACCAAUUGAGAAUAAUCUUCAAAAUCAUAAUCAUCAUGAUAAUAAUGACACACAUAAAGCUUUUGAUAAGCCUAAGCAUAUGCAUGAAAUGACAAGACCUAUGUCAUUAAAUAAUGAAAUUUCAGCAUCCGAUACUAAUGGGAAAUACGUUCCACCUUUCAGAAGAGGGUCUCAUGGUGGACAUUCUCAACCCAUUAAUCUGCUUAACAUUAAUCAUAAUAAUCCUGUUCCCAACAAUAAAAGAAGAUCUAAACACUACAUGGACACUUUUAAUCAAUUGAAUGGAGCUUCAUCAGUUCCAAAUUCUUCAACUGAUUGGUUCUCUUAUAGGAAAGAUUGGACAGUUUACGAUUAA
Messenger RNA from Yamadazyma jaroonii, 2262 nucleotides. Lineage: Eukaryota; Fungi; Ascomycota; Pichiomycetes; Serinales; Debaryomycetaceae. The record is from the annotation of a GenBank genome assembly.